Molecule: messenger RNA, 6456 nt
Organism: Chelonus insularis
Lineage: Eukaryota; Metazoa; Arthropoda; Insecta; Hymenoptera; Braconidae
Exons: 4
Coding region: 94-6456 (2120 amino acids)
Biological process (GO): DNA repair; telomere maintenance
Molecular function (GO): ATP hydrolysis activity; DNA helicase activity
Source: RefSeq, a predicted model, not a curated record
UCCAUGGAUGGUGACAGCUGAUGGCUCGACCGUCUGUGUAGUGAUCACAUUGUUGUGUAUUUGUAAAAUUCGUGAAUGUAAAGUGCUUAAAAUAUGGAAAUUGAACAAAGUGCAUCUAUUAAUGAUAAAAGUGAUGAAGAAAUAGCGAAAGAAAAUGAAGAAAGAAAAGAAAAAAAAAAAGAACGGAAUCGAGAAUACCAAAAGGCAUGGCGUCAGCGUAAAAAAGAUUUGAAAAAAAAAGAUUCGAAGGAGGAAAAAGAAGAAAAAAAAAGAAAAAGACAUUGUGAGAAUCAAAGAGCAUAUUAUCAACGUACAAAAGGUUUAAAGGAAAAUGACGAAAAUGUAGAAGAAUUGUUCCAAAAGCAAUUAGAUGAUUUGCAAAUGAAAAAAAAGAAAUUGGAAAGUAAUGAAGACCAAGAGAAUGUUCUGCAAUGCAGGGCUUUUCGAAAUUUAGAAAAUGUACAGCUCGAACAAAAUCAAUUCCUCACCCAACAACUUCGUAUAUAUGAAGAGAGUCACGAAUGUAUUACCCCCAAAGUCAUUUUACAUAGAACUACAGAUAUUCCAGGUGAUGGUAAUUGUCUUUUCCAUUCACUCAUACAUGUUCUGCAACUUAAAAUUUCGACUUGUGAUUUGAGAAGACAGUUACGUGAUUCACCUUAUUUAAACUCCUGCCACAAUCCACAAGAAGCAUAUAAUAUACUUUCAAGUAACAAUGAAUAUGGAGAUUUGGAUUGUUUAUAUUUGUUUGCAAAAACUUACAAUCAAAAUAUUUGUGUGCAUUACCACUAUUUCAACGUAAUUUCAAAAAAUAAAGAUACUCGAUUCUGUCAUUUUAAAGCAAAUGAUACACAUAAUUGGAUUCAUCUUGAUCUUCGUGAGCUACACUUUACGCCUUACUUCUCUGAUGAUGAAAAGAAGAAAGAAGAUGAAAGAAAACAAAAGCAGAAGAACAAAGAAUAUUCUAAGCGGUAUCGAGAUAAAAAAAGAACAUCAAAUAUACAAACAGCCCCGUCCGCCGGAGAUGUGUUGGAUGUACAACCAGUCAUUCAUACUUCACAAAUUGCAGACCCGUCCACCGGAGGUGUGCCAUAUGUUCCACCAGUUAUUUGUAGUUCCCAAAUUGCAGAUUUAUUGUCGAGAGAUGUACCUUCAAGUCCAUCAAUACAUUCUAACUACAAUUCUAUCGAAGUGCGUCAAAGGCAUUUUCCUUCUCAAGAUGUUGAAUCAUCUCCACCUAAUAUACAUCUUCAAACAUACUCUGCUUUUCAACAGAAUUCUUCUGCUCAUCAACAGUUUGAAAAUGAUUUUGUUAAAAAUGAAUUUGGUCAUGCUUGCGACAUUUGUGACAGACUGUGGUUUAGAAAAGAUUUGAAAUAUUUGCAAAACAACGAUGCAACUCCAAAAAUUGAAUUUAUAAGAACAUUGCUCUCGAACAUUGCUAUACUGACAAUAAAAAUAUGUUCGACUUGCUUUAAAGCCAUUCAAAAGCAAUGUAUCCCACAACUAUCAGUUUACAAUGGAUUCAAAUAUCCACCACUUCCAGACUGUCUUAAAGACUUUCCUUUGGACUUGGUAACUGAAAGACUUAUAUCGCCAAGGAUUCCAUUCAUGCAAAUUCGAAGGCUUCGGCAUGUUCACGGUCAAUAUGGAAUAUACGGGCAGGUGAUAAAUGUUCCAAUUGAAAUAAACACAAUGGUGCAUCAGUUACCAAGACAAGUGGAUGAUGAUCAUGCUAUAACAGUUCACAUUAAAAGGAAAAAAAUUCACAAAUCUAGCUACGUGUAUGGUAUAGUGACCAAGAGAAAAAUAAAAGUGUGGUUACGAUAUUUAAAGGAUACUCCUCUUUACAAGUCUUACGGCGUUUUAGUUGACGAUGAUUUUUUAAAUGAUAGAAGUUAUGACGUUGAAGAUGAAAUCAUCUUUGAUGAAGAUGGCGACAAUGACCUUUUAGAACAAAUACCCAUCGAGGAAAGUUUAAUAGCACAGCAGCAAACAUUGAUGUGGAACGACGAUAUGUACUUGAGAAUCGCUCCAGGCGAAGGUAAUGCUCCAAAGAGUUUGCUGUUUGAUGAACAUGCUGAAGAAUUAUCUUUUCCACAAAUAUAUCUGGGGCAUUUCAGAGAAUUUAGGAAUGCGGUCACACCCUUCAUGAUGGCUACGAGUGAAUUAAGAAGAUCUGAUAGACGCGGAGUAACCCCUCAACACUUAUUGUACAUGGCUAUGAAAAUAAUGAGAAUUAAAAUUAAGGACUCUCUUCACAUUGCAUUUAAGCAUGUCGGCCAAGGUAUUGCAAUAACUAAAGAGCAAAUAGAAUCUGAUGAUUAUAUUCACGGCUGCAUUGAAACUAAUUUGGCAUUCCUUCGUUCUAUUCCGAAUUCAGCAUACUAUUGGGCAGAAAGAAAAAGAGAUCUUUUUGCUAUGAUUCGUCAAUACGGUAAGCCAACUGUUUUCUUUACCAUAAGUGCUAAUGAAAUUGGAUGGCCUAAAUUAUUACAAUUGUUGCAUAAUUUGAAAAAUAAUGCGGAAAUAUCGGUUGAAGAGGCUGCAGAUUUGCAUUUUAUUGAGAAAAGCACUCUUAUUAAUGAAGAUGCCGUAACAUGUGCUAUAUACUUCAAUAAGUUAGUCGAAGUUCUUUUAAAAAUAUUACAAUCAAAAAGGCACAGUCCUUUCAAAAAAUACAGGAUUUUGCAUUACUUUAAAAGAAUUGAAUUCCAACAUCGAGGUAGUCCACAUGCGCAUAUUUUAGCUUGGUUAGAUAAUGCCCCAGAAGACGCCCUUAACAGAGAUUAUAAUGAAGCUAUCGAUCUUAUCGAUUUUCUGAUAUCAGUAUCUGCUGCCGAGGCUUCUGGUGAUAUCCGAUUACAAACUCAUAAGCAUACUUUUACUUGCUAUAAAGGUAUAGCAUCGAGACGACAACAAAAAUGUAGAUUUGACGCUCCGUUUAUGCCAGUUAAGAAAACCAUGAUUUUGACGCCUAUGCCAGAUACAGAAAAUGGUUUCCAACGGUACAAGGCUAAAUAUAAUUUAAUCCAAAAAAACUUGGAAAAAUACGAAUACAAUGGUUUUCAAUCGUUCUACGAUGAAAAUAAUAUUGCUUCAGAUGACGAAUAUGUCAACAUUAUUCGAGCAGGAAUUAAUAGACCACGAGUUUUUCCAAAACGUAAACCAUGUGAAAAGUGGAAUAAUCCAUUUAAUCCCUUCAUAUUCAACGUUGUUAGAUCCAACACUGAUUUCCAAUUUAUAACUGAAGAAUAUUCUUGUGCAGCUUACGUGGUCGAAUAUGUUAACAAAACUAAUAGAGGUGUUAGCAAUUUACAAAGAAAAAUAAUUGAAAUAAUGGAUGAACAUCCUGAGUUUAAUUUAUUUGACAUUACUAAAAAUAUUAGCAUUAAUCUUUUGAACCACACUGAGAUGACGAGUCAAGAGGCUGCAUGGUACUUAUUGAGAGAACCAAUGUCAAAAAGUUCAACUGUUAUUGUCUAUAUACCAACCAUUUGGCCAGUCGAAAGGCAUAGAAUAAAGAAGACAAUGAAAGAAUUAAGUGAACUAGAAGAUGAUUCAACCGACAUAUGGAAGGAAAAUUAUUUCGACAAGUAUGAAAAGAGACCUGAAGAUUUAGCAGGUAUUUCUCUUGCUCAGUUUGUUGCUAAAUAUUAUAAAAAUAACAAGGGUGACUAUGUACUCAGGGAAGAACCAAAAGUUAUACGAUAUCGCAAUUAUGAUAUGGGUACAGACUACAAUGAGUAUCGGAGAGAAAUGGUUACUUUGCACCUUCCAUUCCGUCAUGAAGAAUCGGAAAUUCUUGCAGAAUCGCGAUAUCUUCAGUUAUACGAAGAAAAUGAGGCACUUAUUCUAGAUCGAAGAAAAGAGCUCGAAUCAAAUCUUGACAUCGAAAAAACAUUGGAAAUCUGCAGGGAGUUAUGUCGUGAAAAUGUUUCCGAUGAUGAUGAGGAGAUAAACGACGUAGUUGGUAGAAUUCCUAAUGAAAACCCAUUUGCUGAAUUAUAUCAAAAUCCAAACGCAGAUUUAAAUGAUGAUUUACGCCUUGCGUUGUUUGAUAAGCUUGGAUCAAUUGCUAAAAAGAAAGAUAAUAUCUUACCUUAUCCAGAAUUUUAUGGGCUUAUGCGCAAAGCAAACGAGGAACAGCGAGAAAUUUUGUUUCACACUAUGCAUCAUUUAAUAUCAAACAACGAGCCAAUGCAACAACCAUUGUUGAUAUAUUUGACUGGGCCAGCUGGUAGUGGUAAAACGUUUGUAAUAAAAGCACUCAUGGAAAUUUAUAAUAGAUUUUCUGACACGGAUGGAAUUUUCAACGCAUACAUUGCUUGUGCUUCAACUGGAAAAGCUGCUACAGCCAUAGGUGGAACAACGGUGCAUAAUGCUUUAAGUAUAUCACUCUCAAGGCUAUUGCCACUCAACAUCGAAAAAGCUCAUCAAUACAGAGCGCUAUUUGAGUUCAUUAAGGUUAUUAUCAUUGACGAAGUAAGCAUGGUUUCAGCAGAAUUAUUAGAACAAAUUAAUGAACGUUUGAAGCAAAUCACUGGCUUGUUCACAAAAGCUUUUGGUGGAUUGGACGUGAUCCUUAUCGGAGAUUUGCGCCAAUUACCUCCUGUAAAAGCUACACCGAUCUUUAAGCAAAUUAAAAAAAAAAUUACUGGUGAAUCAAUUUGGCGAAAAUUUCAUCAAUUCGAACUCAAGAAGGUAAUGCGCCAAGAAAAUAGACUCUUUUCUGCCAUUUUAACAAAAAUCGGUGAUGGGUUCAUUCUAACAGAAGAAGAAUUAAAUAUGAUAGAAUCGAGAUUUGUAACUAAAGAACACGCACAAUCAGAAUGUCCGGAAGGAACGAGACUUAUGUUCACGAAUAAUAAGGUUAAUGAAUACAACAGUACAAUUUUGAACAGUUUUGAAAAUAAAAUUGUUUCAUUGGCAUCGGAUGUUUUCGUUGGUUGUCAUAAUGCAGAACAAGAAAAUUUUGUAAGGCAAAAGUUACAUAAAAUGAAACCUGACGAGACUGGUGGAUUACCUUAUGAACUAGUUCUAGUUCCUAACCGACCCUAUAUGAUAACCAUAAACAUAGAUGUCGCUGAUGGUUUAUCUAAUGGCACUGUAGGAAAAUUACUACUCAUAGAAUCUGAUAAAAAUGAUGAAAUCACAAGACUUUGGUUCAAAUUCUCAAAAUCCAUUGGUCAAAAACGUGCAACAAAAUUUAGAAGCGACAUUGCACGCUUGAAAAUCGACAAAGACGCUGUUCCAAUUUCUUUACAAUCAUCGUCAAUACCACUCAACAGAAAUAAAACUAUAGUGGCAAAAAGAAAACAUUUUCCACUGAUUUCGGCUUUGGCGAUGACAAUUCAUAAAUCCCAAGGAGGUACGUUUGAUGCUAUCGUUUAUGAAUACAAUCGUUCUCAUUCAAGAGAAUUGGUGUACGUUGCGCUAUCAAGAGUAACUAGUAUAGAAGGUUUGUUCUUAGUCACUGAAGACGACACAAGGGCGAGCUGGAAAUUUCAUCAUGGCAGAGUAGGAAACGCACAGGUGGAAGAUUCAAACGCAACAAAAAAUCAAAAGAGAUCAACAACUCAUCGAGAAGAUUUAUCAAUUGAAUUGAAACGUUUACGUGAAAAUCCUUUGCAAACCAUCACCAAAACACUUGUAGAUUUUAUUUCUAAGAAUAAUAGAUUGUCUAUUUUUUCAUUCAAUUGUCAGAGUUUACGUGCGCAUGUAGAUGAUCUAGCAAUUGACGCUCUUGUUAAAAAGAUGAAUGUGUUAAUUUUAUCAGAAACUCAUAUGGGUAACAAUGAAAUAAUUGACAUUCCGAAUUAUAACUUUGUUGCGAGUUUCAGAAGAAAUAAUCGUCCCGCGGGAGGAGUAGCUAUUUAUCAAAAUAUGAACACAGUUCAUUAUUGCACAAAUUAUAUGGAUGUACAUGUGAAAUACAACAGCAUGUUUAAUGCCACUGUUUCUGAUAUCGGUGAUAUUUGUAUAAGUCGUUGCCACUCUGGUGAUAAUCAGUUCAUAAUUAUGGUUGCCGUUUACAUCUCUCCAGAUAAGUCAUUGCGUGCUAUACGAGACUUCUUGUAUGAAAAUUUAUUCAUUUAUUCUCAUGAUGCAUCUGCAUUGCUUAAAAAAAAAAUUGGAAAAAGCUUUGAUGAAUUGCCAAUGAUUUUGAGUGGAGAUUUCAACAUAAACUUCGCAGACGAUAAAAAUCAACUAUUAAUUGAAUUUUUAAAUAAUGAAUUUGGUUUAACUAUGUCAAAUGAUCGCAAUCUUAGCACAACGAAAUACAAAACUACUAUUGAUGCGGUCUUUAUUAGACAUUUAAAUAGGUUCGAAUCAAAACUGUUCGUUUCUUACUUCAGCUACCAUAAACCUAUCGUAUCAGUUUUAGAGAUUGGCGAUGAUAGUUCUGGUAAUGAUGAUGGUGAAAAAGUCGUUGAAAUUAUGGAUGAAAGUUGA